Motacilla alba alba is the source of this 1480-nucleotide messenger RNA. RefSeq names its product leucine-rich repeat-containing protein 37B-like. Lineage: Eukaryota; Metazoa; Chordata; Aves; Passeriformes; Motacillidae. Bases 1102 to 1434 code for a protein of 110 amino acids. The record is from RefSeq and is a predicted model, not a curated record. The transcript is spliced from 4 exons.
AAGCUCCUUUCUGCUCUGCAAGGAGGGGUGUGAAUCAGCACAGCUCCCCAGCACGGCAAGAAUCGCCGUGAGUCUCCUGCAGCCCAGGGCACCAUCCCCGUGUCUCUCUGCCCAGGGAUCAAGCUGUGGUCAGCUUCAGCCGGCCAGGAGCAAGGGCCUGCUCUGGCCAGGAGUGGGGACCAUCCCUGCAGUGACCCAAAGAGAUGCUUCAGUCUAGCUGCUGCAGGAGAUUUUCCCAUGCCAAUGCCAUUUGCUGCUGGCCAGUGCCCGCUGUCACAGUGUCCCUGUGUCCCCUUGCAGAGUGCUCAGGGACAAUGAGCUGCGGACACUGAAGAGCCAUUCCCUGGAGGGGCUGUUCCUGCUGAAGCGCCUGUAAGCACCGUGCCUUGCCCACGGCGGGGGGCUCCUGCCUGCCCCUCCCUGGGCCCCUGCUGCUCAGCCCAGCCACGGGCACGUGGCCGUUGUCCCUCCUGGGAUCCAGAGGCGAGUGGGAGCAACAGGGCCAAUGGAAGUGACGUUUGUUGUUGUAACUGGAACAGGGAUUUGUCCUGCAACCAGAUCCUGUCCAUUGAGGAACGGGCUUUUGAGCCACUGCCUUUCCUGAAGUUUCUGUGAGUGGUCAAGUUUCUUUCUGGUGUUUUUCGCUCCGUCUUUGCAUUGGGCACCCUUCCUGCGUAGGAAAAUGCUCCUGUUCUUUUCCCCGCAGUCCCUAGAUCUGCCCUGCCCAGAGCCCAGCUGAGCUGCAGAGCUCGAUGCCGAUGGCUGGGCGGCCACGCCAGGGGACAGGCCCCAGCGGGCUUGUCCACACACAGCCAUCAGAGCAGCCAGUUCUUGCAGCCUCGGCUGCAUCCUGGAACAGAAAUAGAGUCAGCACGUGUGCCCUUCACUUGCCCUCCUGGGCAGGCUACAAACACUGAGAAAGCAGCAGGCGCCGCCCUCUUCCACCUUGGGUUUGCACCUUUCCUGCAAAGGGAUGCCGCUUUGCCCCCCCUUUCUGUAGGGCAGGCCCGAUUCCUUUGCGUGACCUCGUCUUUCCCCAGAAAUCUCUCCGGGAAUGGCCUCACACAGAUCCGCAGCGGCGCUUUCCAGGCCUGGCACGGGAUGCAGUUCCUCCAGGAGCUGAUCCUCAGCCACAACCCGCUGGCUGUCAUUGCUGACGCUGCCUUCUUCCAGCUGCCCUCAGUGAGCUCUCUAGACCUGAGUGCCACCCAAGUGACCCCGCAGACGCUGCUGCAGCUGCUGCAGACCACAGUGAGCUUGGAAACCCUGCAAGUGCCCAAGGAGGCGGCCUGCUGCCUGUGCCUGCGCCCCCGGCCCGAGAGCCCCUGCAGGACCAUCCAGUUCCUGUGCCAGAAGCUGUGCAGCGCCAGCGCCCCGCAGUGCGGUGGGUGUCCGGAGGGGCUGGGGGGAGCUCAAGUCUGCCACUUCUCUUGAGCCUGGGGAGAUGCUGCAGCACUGCCCCGUGCUGGGGGAGGGGUGC